Molecule: messenger RNA, 1269 nt
Organism: Lentinula edodes (shiitake mushroom)
Lineage: Eukaryota; Fungi; Basidiomycota; Agaricomycetes; Agaricales; Omphalotaceae
Exons: 4
Source: RefSeq, a predicted model, not a curated record
CGGGAGAAACGAGAGGAGAUACUUACGUCGGCUCUUCAAGAUAUUGACAAACUCAUUCUAUCAAAGAAGACUAAUUUUGUGAAUGGUCAUGAUGGUCUGCAGGCAACGCGAGCCCGUUCAAUUCGUUCGACAUUGACAAUGGUGGUGGAGAGGAAGAAAGGAUUGAUUGAUGCAUCACGCAUUGCUGCUGAGGCUCAUAACUUUGCUGUUGAAUGGGGUUCCCGUUGCAUCCGUCGCUGGACGCAGGACUGGAUAAAGACCAGGGAACUUCCUCAUUCGAAUCGAGGGCGACAUGCCAAGGUCUAUUCACUUUUGAGUGAUCCCACUGCUCGAGAUGCAAUAAGGGCAUAUCUGCGUACAAAUAAAUGGUCACUCGAUCCUCCGAAAUUGAAAAAACUAUUUGCGAACGAGCUUGCACCUGAUGAGGCACAUGAAUAUUCCAGACAAAUCAUCUCUCAAGAGAUGCCCCGGGGACUCAAAAGCUUCGUUGAAGAGACCCUCCUGCCGAGUAUGCAAUGCAAGCCCAGUCAUCUCGGUCUCUCAUUGUCCAGCAUGCGGCGUUUGAUGCUUCGAGAAGGAUUUACCUAUAAAGGAUGGGUUCUCGAAGAUAAUCAGCCACUGAAGAAGAAAGGUCCUGGUCGCGGAAUUCAUCAAAGUGAUUUUAUUUGCUCAACGGUUGGAUGGCUUAAGGAUGCCAGUGUCACCCUCGAGUAUGGAAAGAACCAUGAAGGAUUUUGGAAUUGUGAAUUAUUUAUCAAGCAGCUGAAGGAGAAGUUCUUUCCUGCUUUCCGAGCAGCUCAUGGUCCUGGGUAUAUUGCUGUGGUACUUGUUGAUAACUCACAAGGACAUGCAGCAUAUGCAAAGGAUGCUCUAAGGGUUUCCGAAAUGGGAUUUCGUCCUGGUGGAAAACAAUGCCGAAUGCGAAAUGGUUGGUUCACUCGCAAUGGACAAAAAAUUGAUCAAUCAAUGCUAUUUCCACCUGACCAUCCUCAAUAUCCUGAUCAGCCAAAAGGUAUGCAGCAGCGCUAUCUUCGUGAACACUGUGAUUAUACCUUUCAGACCUUGCGUGAAAAUAUGCCAAAGGCCUUGGCUUCAAUCAAGAUCGAGUUGAUUCGAAAGUGGGAGCAUCGGGCUUGGAGAUUUAUUGAUGCUUACAGUGAUGGAUUGGGGGCUAAAGAUGCGGUGACCCAAGUAAAGAAGUUCAGCUCACGUCGCUAUACUUCUCACCGUCGCAUUCCUGAAUCACUGGCUCGAGCAAUGGAUCAGUAG